Messenger RNA from Microtus oregoni (creeping vole), 1549 nucleotides. It is a transcript of the gene Tbx6, whose product is annotated as T-box transcription factor 6. The record is from RefSeq and is a predicted model, not a curated record. The transcript is spliced from 8 exons. Gene Ontology annotation, molecular function: DNA-binding transcription factor activity, RNA polymerase II-specific; RNA polymerase II cis-regulatory region sequence-specific DNA binding. Gene Ontology annotation, biological process: vasculogenesis; cell fate specification; regulation of transcription by RNA polymerase II. Gene Ontology annotation, cellular component: nucleus. NCBI's taxonomy places the organism in Eukaryota, Metazoa, Chordata, Mammalia, Rodentia, Cricetidae. The coding region runs from base 35 to 1321 and encodes 428 amino acids.
UCUAGCAACGGGACACAAGGCCAGAAGCUACAACAUGUACCAUCCACGAGAGUUGUACCCCUCCCUGGGGACUGGCUACCGUCUGGGACACCCCCAGCCUGGGGCAGACUCUAGCUUCCCACCUGCCCUGGCAGAGGGCUACCGCUACCCUGAUUUGGAUACCUCUAAACUGGAUUGCUUCCUCUCUGGGAUUGAGGCAGCCCCCCAUACUCUGUCUGCACCCCCUCCUUUGCCCCUUCUGCCAACUUCUCUGGGCCCUGAGACAGCACCACCACCUCCAGAGGCCCUUCACUCGCUUCCUGGGGUCAGCCUGAGCCUGGAGAACCAGGAACUGUGGAAGGAGUUCAGCGCUGUGGGGACAGAGAUGAUCAUCACCAAGGCUGGCAGGCGCAUGUUCCCUGCUUGCCGAGUGUCAGUCACUGGCCUGGACCCGGAGGCCCGCUACUUGUUCCUUUUGGAUGUGGUUCCAGUGGAUGGGGCUCGAUACAGGUGGCAGGGCCAGCACUGGGAGCCUAGUGGCAAGGCUGAGCCCCGCCUGCCAGACCGUGUCUACAUUCACCCUGACUCUCCUGCCACGGGUGCCCACUGGAUGCGACAGCCAGUAUCCUUCCAUCGCGUUAAGCUCACCAACAGCACGCUGGACCCCCAUGGCCACCUGAUCUUGCACUCCAUGCAUAAGUACCAGCCCCGAAUCCACCUGGUGAGGGCCACCCAGCUUUGCAGCCAACACUGGGGGGGUGUGGCCUCCUUCAGAUUUCCCGAGACCACAUUCAUCUCUGUGACAGCCUACCAGAACCCUAGGAUCACACAGCUGAAGAUCGCAGCCAACCCCUUUGCCAAAGGUUUCCGAGAGAAUGGCAGAAACUCUAAGAGGGAGCGAGAUGCUCGUGUGAAGAGGAAACUUCGGGGUCCAGAGCCGGCGGCCACAGAGGCCUGUGGGAGUGGGGAUACACCAGGGGGGCCCUGUGACUCCACCCUAGGUGGGGACAUUCGGGACUCAGAUACAGAGCAGACUCCAGCUUCUGCUCCAGCUCCUCCAUGUGGUGGUCCCAGUGCUGAGGCCUACCUCCUACACCCUGCAGCUUUCCAUGGAGCUCCCAAUCACCUACCAGCCAGGAACCCCAGCUUCCCUGAGGCUCCAGACCCUGGGCGCCCAGCCCCCUACUCAGCUGCAUUCCUGGAGCUACAGCCUGGAUCAGGGGGCUCUGCCUAUCAGGCCGCUCCAUCCUUUGCUCCACAUUUCAUUCAAGGGGGCCCCUUCCCUCUACCAUACCCAGGACCUGGAAGUUAUCUGGACAUGGGAUCCAAGCCAAUGUACUGAGCUGAGUAGUAAGCCAAGACAGGGCCUAUGCCAUCUUCCCUUUAAAACCUCCUGCUCCCUUCCCCCAGCCUGGUAGCACCCUCAUUCAAGUGCCCCCACUACCACCAAAUGGCUGCCUUGGGCCUCUCUCUCCUCUACCCCUUACUUCACACCUUGAUUUCACUCCACCCCCUCUGGCUUCAAAGCUCAGGCAAGGCUGCUCAGAGCCCAGCUGGGGCCAGCUUCCCC